Molecule: messenger RNA, 1722 nt
Organism: Drosophila hydei
Lineage: Eukaryota; Metazoa; Arthropoda; Insecta; Diptera; Drosophilidae
Gene: GNBP3
Product: gram-negative bacteria-binding protein 3
Exons: 1
Coding region: 265-1722 (485 amino acids)
Biological process (GO): carbohydrate metabolic process
Molecular function (GO): carbohydrate binding; hydrolase activity, hydrolyzing O-glycosyl compounds
Source: RefSeq, a predicted model, not a curated record
AUUUCGAUAACUGUUUCUAAAUUAAUAUUUUCUCAUUUAGGUACACAGCCGUUAAGAUUUAUAAUCUGAUUGUUAGCACAUACUAUGACUUUUGAGUGCAAUCAGUCAAUUCGGCGUUGUCAGACCGGUUUAUGUUUGUUAUUGAAAGUAGACAACUAUAUUGUGUGUGUAUAUACUCAAAUGAAGACCGGUUUUUUGAUAAGCGGCUUUAUAUACAUAUGAGACUCUUCCCAUCAGUGCGCAUUCGUUAUUCUCAGAACCGAGAUGUCGCACGGCUUGCUCUGUGGGUUUUUCCUGCUAUUAUUAGCACUGGCUAGUGGCUACACGGUGCCAACUGCCAAGAUUGAAGUAUUUUAUCCAAAAGGCUUCGAGGUGUCCAUACCACACGAGGAAGGAGUAACGCUCUUCGCCUUCCACGGCAAGCUGAACGAGGAGAUGGAGGGCCUGGAGGCGGGCACCUGGGCACGUGACAUUGUCAAGAUGAAAAAUGGACGUUGGACUUUCCGAGAUCGCCAAGCUGAGCUAAAGCCAGGCGAUGUUCUAUACUAUUGGACCUACGUUAUCUACAACGGCCUGGGUUAUCGCGAAGACGACGGCGCAUACGUGGUAAAUGCAUAUAACGGCAGCACUCCCAUUUCAACGACUCCAGCAACACGAGUGACCACUCCAGCCUACGUUGUGCCAGAUAUUGACAUCAGAUUUGGCAACUGUGAGACGCCUAAAACUCUAGCGAAUGGCGCUCCAGUUCGUUGUGCAAAUCAACAAAUCUUUGUGGACGACUUCAAUGGCGGCAGGCUAGACGCAUCUAAGUGGACGCUGGAACAUCGGUUCGCAGGUGCUCCAGACUACGAAUUCAACAUCUAUGUGAAAAAUGCACCCCAAACGUUGAGCCUUCAAAACGGACAUGUUACGGUGCAGCCGUUUGCCACGAAACGCUUCUUCAAGCAGAAAUUGGAGGAGAAGUUAGAUCUGGGCGGCGAAUGCACGGGCGAGAAACACUCGGCGGAUUGUGUGCGAGAUCCAAGGAGAAGGCGUGACAAGCUGCCUCCGCUGGUGUCUGCACAAUUCUCCACCAAGCAGAGCUUCGCCUUCAAAUACGGCCGAGUCGAGGUGAGAGCGAAGAUGCCGAGAGCGAAGUACUUGGUGCCACAGCUCUGGCUGCAGCCCAAGGAUAACGUGUAUGGCAAGGAGGACUAUCAGUCGGGCCAGGUGCGCAUUGGCUAUGCUCGUCAGGUGCCGGGCGGUCAACUGGAUCUCUACACUGGCGUCUUGCUCAAUGCUAAGGAGCCCUUGCGUUCGAGCAAACUGUGCCACAAGUUGGGCACCGGCGACAGCAACGACGAUUGGAGCGAUAGCUUCCACAACUAUACGGUGGAGUGGACGCCACGACACCUGAAGUGGUUCGUGGAUGGGCGAGAGAUAUGCUCGAAGAGCAGUGAUACGGGCGCUUUUAGCGGCACCGUCGUUUCCGACCAAAGACUGCCGAACGUGGACGAGCUAGAGAAGGGCACAGGAAUUGCUCCAUUCGAUCAGGACUUCUAUUUGACAAUAGGUUUGGGUGUUGCGGGAUUCAAUGAGUUCUUUUACGACAGAGAGAAACCUUGGCUUGAGCAAGAUACCAUUGCCAUGACGCAAUUUUGGAACACUAUCAAAUCACGGCAGGAUCAAUGGCUGGAUGAUGCUGAGCUCAAAAUAGAUUAUAUCAAAGUUUAUUCUGUAUAA